UCAAUCUUUUCCAUAAACGGUCCGUUUGUUAGCCAUAAAAUCUUUUAAAAAUUGAAAUUGUAAACUAAACCCUUAAAAUUAUUUUCUUCAAUGUAUCAAGAUCGCAACUGAGUUUAUACUAAGAUGUCAAAAUUCGACUACCCCAGACUGUCCCGAGCAGAAAUAGCAACAAUAUUAGCAGAAUCUCAAAUCGCCGCCGUAACCGAAAACGAUAUAAAAAACCCUAACCCGGAUUUCAUAUCGGAUAUUUAUACCAGACUUCUUAUCCACCUUGAUCUUCUCAAUGAAGAAGGUCAAGGGCAAGUGGAGUUUGCUGCACUAGAGCAGCUUGAGAAUCCAGAUCAUCAUGUGGAUUCUGUUAGGAUUAUGACCAUGUUUAUUAGGAUAAGGGAGAUGGUUAGUUUGGUUGGUUGUCCAUUGAAAUUCACUCUGAAAGAUCUUUUGAGACCCCAAGGAGAUAGGACAGAAUUGUAUCUUAGUGCAAUCCUCAAUUUUUGUCUUCAUAAAGACACCAAAAUGAAUCUACUAAGAUCAAUAGGGGAGGAACUAACACUUCUUGAUGAGCAGCGAAAAGAAUGGGAGGAUAAGAUUUCACAGUUGAAUGCCGAGAUUGCUGAAUAUAAUGUAGCAAGGGAGAUGGAGCUGCCAUUUGUUCAAGAGGUAGAUGCCAAGGUUAAAGAGUUGCGUCAGACAGUCUCGGAACUCAACAAUCACCAGAUGUCACUCAGAGCUUCUUCCCGGAAGUUGAAGGAGAAAGCUGGGGAACUAGAUGGGGAGAUUUCAAAGGCUGAGUUUGACCUGGUGCAAAGUGUCCAAGAAAAUGCAAACUUGCGAUCAAAAAUUGUUCAGUCGCCUGAUAAAUUGCAGAGGGCUUUGGAGGAGAAGAAAUCAGUUUGGGAAGAAGUGAAGAAUGCUGAGAGAUUAGCAAUGCAAUCUUUUCAGGAGAAGACUGCCAUUCUAGAGGUCUAUUCUAAGACUCUCAGAAAAAUUUCAAAGCAUUUCAAUCAGAUGCAGGAAAUACAUGAAGAGGUAAAUUCUGCGAAAUCCAUUGAAAAAGACUACAAGGAGCUAAAAGCUAAGCUAAGUAAUGAGGGCAUGUUGGACAAGAAACUUGAUGCCAAAUUGGUCGAACGACAAGCAAAAGCACAACAAUUAGAUGAGUUAAGAAAGGUGUUGGAGAAAGAAAAGGAUUUAAAGUGCGAGGAUGCGGCUAGAGAAUUUAAUAACGUUAAGUCAGAGGUGGAAUCUAGGAGGGUUGAUCUGGAAGCAAGGCAAAGGAAGGUUGAAGUUAUAGUGUCAGAGGUUGAUGCCAUUACGUUAAAAACAAAUAUGGUAAAAGAAUCUGGAGCUGCUAAAGUGCAAGAGUUAGUUUACAAAUGUGAACAGAUUGCGGAACAGUUUGAACAGUACAGGAACUCUAUGGGGCUCGUGAUGCAGGGCGCUGGCAGUCAGGACGUAAUUAGCGCAGUUCUGUGAGUUUUCUUGAUAGUAUGGAAGUUAUAAUAAUCAAUACGGUUUAAGCCUUUCUUGUAUGUUAAAACUGGGGCUAUGUUGCAUUUUCUAGCAUUCAUGUCUGCAUAUAUUCAUGUUUGUUGAUGUAAACUAAUACCCAACAGCAGUUUCUUAAAUUCAAAGGUUUUGACGCCUCUAGUUGAAAAUUA
This is a messenger RNA of Ricinus communis (castor bean), 1661 nucleotides long. Its product is annotated as kinetochore protein NUF2 homolog. Gene Ontology annotation, molecular function: protein-containing complex binding. The record is from RefSeq and is a predicted model, not a curated record. Gene Ontology annotation, cellular component: kinetochore; Ndc80 complex. Lineage: Eukaryota; Viridiplantae; Streptophyta; Magnoliopsida; Malpighiales; Euphorbiaceae. Gene Ontology annotation, biological process: meiotic chromosome segregation; attachment of mitotic spindle microtubules to kinetochore; kinetochore organization. The transcript has 11 exons. The coding region runs from base 124 to 1476 and encodes 450 amino acids.